AUGUUUGAUUCUCAUUUUUAUUAUAUAGCCGUUGAACGUGAACUCGCUUUUGGUCGAAUAGGUGCCGAUGGCGAAGUACCAAUAGCCGAUGCUCGAGAAAAGCUAGUGAUAGAAGAAUUGCCAUCUGAUAUAGUAUUUUUACACAAUUUCACAAUUUAUGUGGAAAGCAAAAAUCAAAAAAUAUGA
Molecule: messenger RNA, 186 nt
Organism: Racocetra fulgida
Lineage: Eukaryota; Fungi; Glomeromycota; Glomeromycetes; Diversisporales; Gigasporaceae
Source: the annotation of a GenBank genome assembly